Molecule: messenger RNA, 1787 nt
Organism: Gadus macrocephalus (Pacific cod)
Lineage: Eukaryota; Metazoa; Chordata; Actinopteri; Gadiformes; Gadidae
Product: MOB-like protein phocein
Exons: 8
Coding region: 31-759 (242 amino acids)
Cellular component (GO): cytoplasm
Source: RefSeq, a predicted model, not a curated record
GUCUCGCGAUAUUACCUCUGGACUGGAGACAUGGUCAUGGCGGAGCUAACCGCAGUCCUGAGGAGGAACCGACCGGGGACCAAAGCCACGGACUUCUACAACUGGCCAGAGGAGUCCUUUGAAGACAUGGACAGCACCCUGGCUGUGCAGCAGUACAUACAGCAGAACAUCCGGUCGGACUGUGCCAACAUCGACAAGAUCCUGGAGCCGCCGGAGGGCCAGGACGAGGGGGUGUGGAAGUACGAACACCUCAGGCAGUUCUGCUUGGAGCUUAAUGGACUGGCGGUCAAACUACAGGGGGAGUGCCACCCAGACACGUGCACCCAGAUGACCGCCACGGAGCAGUGGAUCUUCCUCUGCGCGGCGCACAAGACCCCCAAAGAGUGCCCAGCCAUCGACUACACCAGACAUACUCUGGACGGCGCAGCCUGCCUCCUGAACAGCAACAAGUACUUCCCUAGCAGGGUGAGCAUCAAGGAGUCUUCAGUGGCCAAGCUGGGCUCCGUGUGUCGGAGAAUCUACCGGAUAUUCUCCCACGCUUACUUCCACCACCGGGAGAUCUUCGACGCCUACGAGAACGAGACGUUCCUGUGCCACCGCUUCACGCGCUUCGUCAUGAAGUACAACCUGAUGUCCAAGGACAACCUCAUCGUUCCCAUCAUGGAGGAGGAGUCCCAGGCCAACGAGGAAGAGGAGGAGGAGGAGGAGGAGGGGGGGGGGGCCGCGCAGGAGGACCCCGUCGCCGCUGCCGAUGACUGAGACAUCGUCGCCCACGACGACGACGACACUUCGCCGACACGCACUUGUAUCUGAAACCUCGAAAUCGUCGGCGAACGGCGGUUUCGGCGUGGUAACUCAUGGGUUCUGUUCAUAUCAGGUUGUGGUGUUUACGUCGCCCUUGGAGAUUACCGUGGGAAUGCCAAAAUGAUUGACCAUCGGGAGAAACGUCGGCCAAAACUAAAUGACAAUCCUUACGUUGGCACCGACACUACCCUAAACGUAAAAGUUUUUUUGCAACAAACCUUUUGUGCCAGGUCAUCCUCCGAUGUAAACAAAAUACAUCUUGGGUAUGAAAGGAUGACGCUGUUACCGGGAGUUUAUUGGAGUGAAUAAAUAUGAGUUACGUUUUUCGGCAAAGGUUGAAAAAACAUUGAUAAAUAAAUAAAUUAGCAGUUGAAAUGGCCCACUCAAUUAGAAUAUCCAGAUAAAUUUAUUGAUAAUCAGGAAAAUAUUUUCGGGUAAUCUGGGUGAAAUUGGUGUACAUUUGUUCUGUCUGUGUGGAACCCGUUAAUAAGCAUGAUGUAUGGAGUAGUUAUUUCUAUCUGGGGGUACACUGUUGGUGCGUUGCGGUUCUUAAUAACUUUAUUUUUCUUCGGUUUCAUUUCGCAUUUGUCGGGUCAAAUGGAUUUCUGCAUACUUUUAUCUUUCAUUUGUGUCGAGUUCGGUAUUUAAAACCGAUCUAUUUUGUAACACAAACGGUAUUUGGGUGUGUAGGAUGACGCUAGUACCAAGCUAGCUCGACUGUCAGCUAGCAGAGUGUAAAUAGGCUACUUUUAAACCGGCUAAUCAAUAGCAGCGCCAUGCUAACUUAUUGUGCUAGGAUUCGUGCAACAGUCCGGAAGCGGCCUUAGGUUUUUAAUAACACAAACAUCUCAUCAAAGGUAUCUUGAUUAGGUGUGAUGAAUAAAUGUACCCGAAAUGUCACAGAACUAUAUAUUUGAUGUUAUCGUCAUCCCUGGUGGAUCUGCAUUCACGUUUUUUCUUAUUAAAAAAUAUAUACUGUUUAA